CAGCAGCAGAAGCAGCAGCAUCCGCGACGGGGAAAACAGCCUUUCGUGACAAGACAAAGAAAAGAAGGAAAGUCAUCGGGACCGCAGCAGGGAGCGUGCCGCAUUUAGAGGCAGUCAAACUGCCAGCCGUCGGGCACAUCGCUUCCUGCCUUCUGCUCCUGCUUUCCGCCGACACUGACGGUGCUCCAGCUCUGAACCGAGCAUUUCCGUUUCUUAUCGCGGCAAUGUAAACGCGUUUCCGUUUAAUGCUUGGCAUCAGCAUCAGGCUCACCCUUAGUUCCAGUCUGGGAGCGACAUUAAACUAUAGGCUCUGCUCUGGAUUACAAGUAAAUUGGAGAGGAUUUGAAGAUGAGCACGCAGUCAGCGAUGGUGCUGAUGCUGCGCCUGUUCGGCGCCCUGCUUCUGGCCACGUUUAACGGUUGCCUGCCCGCGGAGGGACUGCACCUGUCCAGCCUCUCCGUUCCGCGCAUUAUCGAUGUGGCGCAGAAGGCGAAGCUUUUCUGCAGCUACGAAAUGGGAAAUCGGACGCUGAACUCCGUCAAAUGGUACAAGGAUGGGCUGGAGUUUUUCAGAUAUUCGCCGCUAACACCGCCGACAACAAAUUGGUUCCCCGUGAAAGGUGUCACCAUUGCCGAAGGUUCGUCGCAUUGCAAUCAAUUCAUCUGCAACGUGGAGCUGGAGAAGCUCAACAUCCACUCGUCCGGACAGUACCGAUGCGAGGUGUCCGGCGAUGCGCCCGAGUUCAAGCUGAUCGAUCAGACGGCCAAUAUGACAGUCGGUGUCCUACCUAAAUUCGAUCCGUUCAUAUCGGGUGUGCGACACGCCUAUAAGUAUCACGACACUCUGCUGGCCAAUUGCAGCUCGGAAUGGUCGAGUCCGGCGGCCAAACUCAUGUGGUACAUCAACAACAAAACGGCGCCCCAGCACAGCCUGCAGCCACAAAUCAACGAGAUCACACGCAACGUCGAAGGCUUCCCCCUGUUUCUCAGCAACCUGGAGCUGCGCCUCCAUCUGGACGACCAGCGCUUCAUCAGCAAAAGCGAGAUGCUGGAGUUGCGGUGCGGCGCGGACAUCAUGGGACUGGCCAGUGCACGUCGCGAAAGUCGCGUGCGGACCACCGUGCUGGCCCUCAAAGAUGCCGGCACCAACCAGCGCUUCACCGAGAACGGCUCCUGCAUCAGCGGCCGGCCAGCUUCACUGGCCGCCUGGCUACUGGGCCUCGUCCAAUUGCUGCGAUGGCAUCGCUCCCAGAGUUAGUGGCUGGCCUUGAUGGGCGCCCUCUUUGUGGCCUAAGUUGCUGGGAUUUCUACCAUAUGCAGACAAGGAGGCGACAAAUCAAUUGGGAAAUUGGAAAGCCAAAAGAAUAGUUAACAGAACAGCCUAGGCAGCGCAACAGUUGAAUGUGUAUAUAGUCGAAAUUGAAUUAGUCUAGGACCGUGCAGGAAGCUCAUCCAUUUCCUAUAAGUGUAAUGCAACAUUUAUUUACGUAAAUACAUACAUAUGUAUACAUAUGUGUUAUGUGCAAGCGAGCAGGCGAAACCCGAAAUUGAUAAACCGAAAAAAAAAAAAAAACAACACACACUAAACGAGAAAUACUCGUAUUGAAAAUGAAAUAUAAAUGAACGUAAAUAUAGAUAUCUAAACGUAAAUUUGCUACAAUAUAUAUAUGUGUAUGUAUGUAUGGUAUGUACUCGUAUGACAAAAUAUUUCAAUAGAGGAGGAAAAACGAAUAUCAAACAAAUUUACACAUGAAUAUUUCGAGCACAGAAUGGAACACACACAAUCAAUGGCAAGUAAACUUAAUUAUUGUAUGUGAAUUGUUAAUGUAUUAAAUGAUGUAUGUAUGAUGAAUAAAUAAACACAAAUAAAAUGCCAAAAAUGCAC
Messenger RNA from Drosophila obscura, 1884 nucleotides. RefSeq lists its product as uncharacterized. The record is from RefSeq and is a predicted model, not a curated record. The coding region runs from base 349 to 1257 and encodes 302 amino acids. Lineage: Eukaryota; Metazoa; Arthropoda; Insecta; Diptera; Drosophilidae. The transcript is spliced from 6 exons.